UGUGUAGGAAUCACGAAAUCUUAAAAAAGAGAAAAACAAAAUGACUGAUCAUAGAUAUACAAAAAAGUUUUAAAAACAAUUAUAUCUAGCCUAAUUAUCAGACGCUCGGAGAUCGAUGUUAUUUCUCCCUUUUUAAAGCGCACGUGGUUUUGUUUAUUGCUAAAUUUAUUCUCGAUGUAGGGCUGAGCCCACGAUACCAGGUUACCAUGGCUACGUUAGCAUUUACCUUCGCCUCCGGGUAAGCCAUAUUGGUCACGAACAAGUCCAGAAAUCUAGGUGAAAUAUCAGGAUGAGCGGUCUCCCAAGAGAAAUACUUAAGUGGAUCCAAAGCUUAGACCUUUCUCAUCCAGUCAAGAAUACUAAAAGGGAUUUUUCUAAUGGCUGUUUGGUAGCUGAGAUAUUCUCGUGGUAUUAUCCGCAAGAGAUUCAAAUGCACUCGUACGACAAUGGCGCUUCUUUAGCCACCAAAAUGGGCAACUGGUCACAGCUUCAAACGUUCUUUCAGCGUCAAGGUUUUGGAAUUCCUAAGGAGGUUAUAGAUGGUACAAUCCACUGCAAACCAGGAGCAGCUGCCCUACUAGUGGAGAAAAUAUAUACCUUAUUGACAAACAGAGUGGUUAAGAAGGUGCGUACAGAUGAUGAACUAGAUUUUACGGACACAGGUUACCAAGCGCAACUACCAGCACAUGCCAGAUCAACCGCAUCAAUGGCCAUUAAGAACAACAUUGCUAAUACAGAGCUCUCCACAGAUCCAGACAGGAUAUUAUGCCAGCAGAAGGCUCAAUCUAUUAUAAACAGCCAUGUUGAACACAGACGAAAAGAAAGAUCUGAUGAUCCUCAUCGGUUUGGAAUAAAGCCCACUCUAGGAGAGUUAUGCCCCCGCAGUGCUCCAAGGCCGUCUCACCAUCUUAGCCGCAAUACUGAAGAAAACUUCCAACAGAAACAAACAUCAGAACAAGAGCUUAGCUUCUCUGGCGAGCCGCCAGCUCACUACACCGAGGUGCAAGUCAACCAGCUACCAAACGGAAGUGAUAACAUUAUGCAUUCCACACACAGUGGAGCUCUCUACAAUAUGGUUCACUGAACAAGCAGUUACAGAGAGCAAGGGGACAUACCCACAUAGAAGCAGUCUUAGCAUCUCUUACAAUAAGCUCAAAGAUAAUUGAAUAUAAAAGUGAUAUGAGCUGUGUAAAUAUUAACCUAAUAGAUCAUGUUUGCUUAUUGUAAAAAAAAAAAAUAAUUAAAUAGCACUUUAGUCAA
Nematostella vectensis (starlet sea anemone) is the source of this 1260-nucleotide messenger RNA. Its product is annotated as spermatogenesis-associated protein 4. Bases 290 to 1084 code for a protein of 264 amino acids. The record is from RefSeq and is a predicted model, not a curated record. Gene Ontology annotation, biological process: regulation of cytoskeleton organization. NCBI's taxonomy places the organism in Eukaryota, Metazoa, Cnidaria, Anthozoa, Actiniaria, Edwardsiidae. The transcript is spliced from 8 exons. Gene Ontology annotation, molecular function: microtubule binding. Gene Ontology annotation, cellular component: axoneme.